AUGCCAUCUUGUCUGUCCUUGUGUUUGUGUAGCAGUAGUCUGAUCCAGGGGCCCGGGCUCCCCUUUGGCGUGCUCAGGGGCCCGCUGCCUUUAGACUCCUGCAGUGGCAUAAAAGAGCUUCUGUCCCGCGCAGACCUGCCCCACCGCAGACGCUCAGCCACCAUCAUCACCUCCACAUCACAGAGAUCCAGAGCCAGCGGGAUCACUGUGAGACAGACCCAGCACAGGGGCCACUAA
Molecule: messenger RNA, 237 nt
Organism: Knipowitschia caucasica
Lineage: Eukaryota; Metazoa; Chordata; Actinopteri; Gobiiformes; Gobiidae
Source: the annotation of a GenBank genome assembly